CCCCGGCUCUCUCUCUCUCUCUCGCUUCUGAGAUCGAUCGAUCCAAAGAAACCCUAGAAAUCCCCGCGGAGCUCCAACCGGAAGGAGGAGGAGAAGAAGGCUUGCCGCAAGAUGCUGAGGCUGGCCGGAAAAAGGCUCGCCGCCGCCGCCUCGUUGAGGCCGACGGGCGCCGCCUCCUCGUCCCUGUUUUCCGGGAAUCCGAUGCAUGGCGACCCCCUCUCCUCCCGGGACGAUUCCAGACCGCUUGCCGCCUCCCCCGCUCGUGUCGCCUUCGAAUCGGGCCUUCUCGGUGCCACCAGAGGGUUUUCUACUGAAUCUCUCAUCCCAAGGCAUCAGGAUGUGGGGUUAGCUGACCUUCCUGCAACUGUGGCAGCUGUGAAGAACCCGACCUCAAAGAUUGUCUAUGAUGAACACAACCAUCAGCGCUUUCCUCCAGGGGAUCCUAGCAAGAGAGCUUUUGCCUACUUUGUUUUGAGUGGUGGCAGAUUUGUCUAUGCAUCUUUGCUUCGCCUCCUUAUUCUUAAGUUUGUGUUGAGCAUGUCUGCUAGUAAAGAUGUACUGGCCAUGGCCUCCCUCGAGGUCGAUCUCUCUAGCAUUGACCCAGGGAGCACGGUGACUGUGAAGUGGCGUGGGAAGCCAGUGUUCAUAAGGCGUAGAACAGAGAAUGAUAUCAAGCUGGUAAACAGUGUGGAUGUGGCAUCUCUUCGUGAUCCGCAGGAGGAUUCAGCUAGGGUGAAAAACCCAGAGUGGCUUGUGGUUGUUGGUGUCUGUACUCAUCUGGGCUGCAUUCCUCUACCCAAUGCUGGAGAUUUUGGGGGCUGGUUUUGCCCUUGCCAUGGUUCUCACUAUGAUGCAUCCGGCAGAAUCCGCAAGGGCCCUGCACCAUUCAACUUGGAGGUACCCACAUACAUCUUCUUGGACGAGAACAAGUUAUUGAUUGGUUGAGCUCCUCGCCCAAGAGUAUAGGUGUUAUGGUCUAAAUUUUUCAUUUCAUUAAGACCAUAUUUUUGCGUGGUCAGUUUGUUUUUAAAUAUUGAUGUUUGCCUGCCAGUGUGAUUCUGGUUCCAAACUAUGAAAAAAUUCUGUUCCUUUAGUUGGAUUUAUUUUGAGACAUGGUGUAUUGCCACAACAGGAUCAUAAGCAGCAAUUCUUUUAUGAAUCUUAUUUUACCAUUGGGGUGUCUGUCUGGUUA
Phoenix dactylifera (date palm) is the source of this 1192-nucleotide messenger RNA. RefSeq names its product cytochrome b-c1 complex subunit Rieske-4, mitochondrial-like. The record is from RefSeq and is a predicted model, not a curated record. NCBI's taxonomy places the organism in Eukaryota, Viridiplantae, Streptophyta, Magnoliopsida, Arecales, Arecaceae. Gene Ontology annotation, molecular function: quinol-cytochrome-c reductase activity; 2 iron, 2 sulfur cluster binding. Gene Ontology annotation, cellular component: membrane.